Mirounga angustirostris (Northern elephant seal) is the source of this 614-nucleotide messenger RNA. It is a transcript of the gene ATP5ME, whose product is annotated as ATP synthase membrane subunit e. Bases 342 to 557 code for a protein of 71 amino acids. Gene Ontology annotation, biological process: proton motive force-driven ATP synthesis. Lineage: Eukaryota; Metazoa; Chordata; Mammalia; Carnivora; Phocidae. Gene Ontology annotation, molecular function: proton transmembrane transporter activity. The record is from RefSeq and is a predicted model, not a curated record. The transcript is spliced from 4 exons.
ACUGGUGCUCAACCUGGCCUGACGGCGUCAGAGGCUGCAGGGAACAUGAGGGUAGGCCGGGUUUUACACCCUGGGCAAAACCCACCCCCGCCGCCCAGCCGACACGGCUUCUCCCGCAAUCGCGCAUGCGCAGCUGAUGCCGAGCCGCGCGCCCGGUGUGGUCCCCGCCCCGAGCGGGCGCAUGCUGUUCCACCUCCGUCCACCGGGGGGCGCCGUCCUGCUUCUGUUCGCCGCCGACGGCGCAUGCGUUCGCCCUUGUACGCUUUUACGUCUCCGCAGCUUUCUGGGCCCUUGCAGCGUCCUCCUCAGAUUGUGCUUCCGGCGUGAAGGUUACGGACAAGAUGGUGCCGCCGGUGCCAGUCUCCCCGCUCAUCAAGCUUGGCCGCUACUCCGCCCUGUUCCUCGGCGUGGCCUAUGGAGCCAAGCGCUACAGUUACCUGAAACCUCGGGCGGAAGAGGAGAGGAGGAUAGCCGCUGAGGAGAAAAAGAAGCAGGAUGAACGGAAACGGAUUGAGAGAGAACUGGCAGAAGCCCAAGACGACAGCAUACUAAAGUGAGCCUGCCUUUCUCUGGAGUGGUGUGGAUGAAUAAAGCUUUCUGUGUUUGAUGCUCUC